AUGAUAUCUAUGCGCAAAAGCAUGAAAACUCCGUGCAAAUGCAUGAUAUCUAUGCGCAAAAGCAUGAAAACUCCGUGCAAAUGCAUGAUAUCUAUGCGAAAAAGCAUGAAAACUCUCUGCAAAUGCAUGAUACCUAUGCGCAAAAGCAUGAAAACUCUCUGCAAAUGCAUGAUAUCUAUGCGCAAAAGCAUGAAAACUCCGUGCAAAUGCAUGAUAUCUAUGCGCAAAAGCAUGAAAACUCUCUGCAAAUGCAUGAUAUCUAUGCGCAAAAGCAUGAAAACUCUCUGCAAAUGCAUAUCUAUGCACAAAAACAUGAAAACUCUCUGCAAAUGCAUGAUAUCUAUGCGCAAAAGCAUGAAAACUCCGUGCAAAUGCAUGAUACCUAUGCGCAAAAGCAUGAAAACUCUCUGCAAAUGCAUGAUAUCUAUGCGCAAAAGCUUGAAAACUCUCUGA
This is a messenger RNA of Acanthosepion pharaonis, 453 nucleotides long. The record is from the annotation of a GenBank genome assembly. NCBI's taxonomy places the organism in Eukaryota, Metazoa, Mollusca, Cephalopoda, Sepiida, Sepiidae.